This is a messenger RNA of Lachancea sp. 'fantastica', 2838 nucleotides long. The record is from the annotation of a GenBank genome assembly. NCBI's taxonomy places the organism in Eukaryota, Fungi, Ascomycota, Saccharomycetes, Saccharomycetales, Saccharomycetaceae.
AUGUCGUUUUUCGACACGCUGCGGCAAAAAGCUGCAUCUGUCAAGUUUCUAGAGAAGCUAGCAGAUCCAUUCGAGCCUGUGAGUAGAGACCAAAAGUUUCGGCUUCUUUACAGACUUCCAGAAGAAGAACACAUUUUAGACGAUACAAAUGCCGACAUUUCCAUCAUACAGCCCAGCAGGCGUAUUAGAAACACAUCAGGCUCUAAGGAAGGCUCUAAUGCUAACAAUGCGUCGUACGUUUUUUCCGGGCGUCUAUAUUUGACGCCGCAUUAUCUGGUUUUCAAAGAUUCCUUCGAUAGUACGUCGUGCUCAUUCACUAUCAGCUUGAGUACUGUACGGAAAGUAGAACGGGCUGCCUCGUCGUCCUACGCAACAUCGCUAUCUCUUACACUUCAUUGUCAAACGAGGAUUGCAAUUCAGUUCAUUGGCCUGAGAAAUCGUACUGAACAGUUUUGCCAACAGCUUAAAAAGUCUUUGCUAGAGAAUGUGCCGAACACCAAAAGAUUAUUGCCAUUUCUCGAAUCGUGCUAUUCCGAAUACCUCAUCUCCAAAAACGUUCUGAACAAGUCCGACGCUCGUCCGCCACCUUCCGGCCUAGGUCAAAAGUACAAGUAUCCAGGGGAACUCUCCAAGGAAAAGCCAAAACUCAAACUAUGGUUUGAUUAUUUCCAAGAUCAAGGACGGAACCUCACGUUGGUGAAGAAAAAUCUAUUUUAUAAGCUCAUAAGGGUCGGUAUUCCUAAUCGUCUCAGGGGAGAGAUCUGGGAAGUAUGUUCCGGCUCGAUGUACUCCAGAUUUGCAAAUCCUCAAGAAUACCGCCUUUUGCUGGAGUCUAAUGCCGGGAAAGAGACUCGUGCUACCGAAGAGAUUGAAAAAGAUCUUAACAGAUCGCUACCUGAGUAUGCAGCAUAUCAAGAAGAAACCGGGAUUCAUCGGCUUCGUAACGUUUUAACUGCCUACUCCUGGAAAAAUCCUGAUGUUGGUUACUGCCAGGCCAUGAACAUUUUGGUGGCAGGAUUAUUGAUCUUCAUGACCGAAGAACAGGCGUUUUGGUGCCUGGUCAGCAUUUGCGAUAACUACGUCCCAGGCUAUUAUUCCAGAACCAUGUAUGGUACCCUAUUAGAUCAAAAAGUCUUCGAGUCCUUUGUCGAGCAGAAGAUGCCUGUUAUGUGGGACCACAUUGUAGAGCAUGACAUCCAAUUAUCGGUAGUAUCUCUUCCCUGGUUCCUAUCUUUGUUUUUCACCGCUAUGCCUUUGCCCUUUGCAUUCCGAAUAAUGGACCUCUUCUUGUUGAAUGGCCCUAAUGCGUUGUUCCAAGUCGCACUCGGAGUGCUUAAAGUUAAUGGGGAAGAUCUUCUUGAAGUUGACGACGAUGGAAUGUUCAUCGCAAUUUUGAAGAACUACUUUCAAACGUUGGACCAGAGCGCACAUCCAGAUUCCACAGAUGCGAGGUAUAAGCAGAUUACCAAAUUUCAAGAGCUAUUGGUUGUGUCUUUUAAAGAGUUCAGUUCCAUCUCGGUUUCCAUGGUUGAACAACAAAGAGCUCGUUUUAGCAAAGACAUUCAGCACAACAUCGAAUCCUUCGCUAAAAGAACACAGCUGCGUAAUUUACCCCAAGUCCGCAACCUGACGCAAGAUCAAUUAUCGAACAUCUAUGACUUGUUUUACCACUGUAUCGACAGUCAUAAAAUCAGCAUGGGGACAGGGUCUUCCUGUUUGGACUUUGAAGCAUUCAUUCAAUUUCUAAGCUCAUUUUGUGACUGGUGCAAAGCUGGCGCUAGUGACCACAUACCGAGAUUCCGCAAGCAGAAAAGAGAUUUCCUCAAAAGAAUGUUCACACGGUGGGAUCGUACCUCCGCUGGAGAGCUUACUCUCAGCGAUGUCGUCGUUGGGUUGGAUGGCUUGCUAUCUCCUGACAUCAUGUCAACAAUGAACAACUUUUUUGCAUUUUUCACCGAGCCUGGUGUCGACGAGACAAGUGGCGAAGGUAUCUUACAAAUCUCUGAAGCUUUAUUGUUUUUAACCGACGCUUGGAAAAGCGGGCGCAUCGUUGAUCAGCUCACGAAACAGGCUAUUAUAGAUGACAUUGCAGACACGAUAAUUGAAGAGAACUCGAGUCAGGGCAAGGCAAUAAGUGAUCUCGAGCUCCCCAGCGGUGUUACUAUCGAUGAAGAAAAAUAUAAGCAAGAGCAGACCGAAAGGUAUCUACGAGCCGCAAGCAGUUUCCUACAACGGUCAUUCGAAUAUGCGCGGGCAUCGGAACCAGAAGAGGAAGUUGACUUGCUUGACCUUUCCGAUGACGAAGACGGUACCAGCGAGCAUAAAAAGAAGAAAUGGGAUUCUCUAAAAGCCAACGCGGCUUUGAAUCCUAAAAAACGGUCUGUUAUGAACGUGGCCACUUUUCGCAUGAUAAUACUAGCUGACGAAACCUAUGAGACCUUUUUUGCCCAUACGCUGAGAAAUUCGACUCACGUCGACGAGAAAGUUGCAAACCUAGAUGGCCGCGACAACGGUCUCAGAAACAUGUUUGACGGACUCUUGGCGGACGGUAAACGUGUAGCCUCCCAAGUCCGUCGUAGGGUUGACUCCGUCGCAACAAGAACCAGUGCGUCGUCAGGCUCGGCUCAAGAAUCAUCAGAAAACCAGGACGAAAUCGAUGAUUUCCGCACUGAUCACACUUACGAGCAGGAAGAUUUACUCAAGAAUGACUUGAUAUCAAUGGACGACGAGAGUAAUGACCAAGAUCAAUCGGAAACGCAGCGCAAGAAGCUUGAGAGCUUCUCUUUCAACGAAGAUUUACGCUCUAGAGACGACAGUUUUGUCGAAUUUGAAGCUUAA